Messenger RNA from Gallus gallus (chicken), 2604 nucleotides. It is a transcript of the gene DHX32, whose product is annotated as DEAH-box helicase 32 (putative). The record is from RefSeq and is a predicted model, not a curated record. The transcript has 12 exons. Gene Ontology annotation, molecular function: RNA binding; helicase activity. The coding region runs from base 1 to 2505 and encodes 834 amino acids. NCBI's taxonomy places the organism in Eukaryota, Metazoa, Chordata, Aves, Galliformes, Phasianidae. Gene Ontology annotation, cellular component: intracellular anatomical structure; spliceosomal complex.
AUGAGGAAGAAGAGACCUUGCCCAACAGCAAAGCCAAAGCCAGGAGCACAUGUGGUGGCCCUGAGUUCACGUGAGGUGGACCUACAGGAGAUGUUCAAUGAGAAAGUUCAGAGCAGGUGGCACAGAGGGGCAACAGGGAGCAGCAAGCAGGAAUGGAUUUCCCCAGGUUUGCAGAGCCCGCGUGACCCGUCAGUACAAAGUUCCCCCUCCAGUGCUAAUGUGGUUUUGCUGGCAGUGGCUCAUGUAAGAAAAAAAAUGGACUUUUCGAACGCUUCUCCAGAGAGCCACUGCAUUUCAGAACUACUCGACAGCAGUGAUGGUGAGGAAGAAGAGAUACUGAUGUAUGGAGAGGAUUUAGAGCUCAAUCCUUUCGACGGCUUGCCUUACUCUUCCCGUUACUAUAAGCUUAUGAAAGAAAGACAAGAGCUGCCAGUAUGGAAGGUGAGAUGUGCCUUUAUGGAAAGUUUGCUUCAUCAUCAAAUCGUGAUUGUGUCAGGAGAUGCGAAGACUGGAAAGAGCUCCCAGGUCCCGCAGUGGUGUGCUGAGCACUGCCUGGCUGCUGGCUGCAGGCAUGGUGCAGCAGUGUGCUCCCAGGCACGCGGGCAGGUGGCGGUGAGGCUGGCCCUGCGUGCAGCUGAUGAGAUGGAUGUCAACAUCGGCCACGAAGUGGGGUACUUUGUCCCCUUCGAGAGCUGCUGCACAACGGAAACCAUCCUCAGAUACUGCACAGAUGAUAUGCUGCAGAGGGAAAUGAUGUCUGCUCCUCUUCUGAACUCUUAUGGAGUUAUCAUUCUGGAUGAUGUGCAUGAAAGAACUGUUCCCACUGAUGUGCUGCUUGGUGUUCUUAAACAUGUCUUGAGAGCGAGACCAGCCCUCAGGCUGGUGAUACUCACUGCCCCCCACAUGUCCAGCAAGCUGCAGGACUUCUGUGGCAGCGUCCCCCUCAUCCGGGUGGAAAAUGAGCACCAGGCAGAGGUGGUGUACACCUGCAGCAUGCCAAAGGACCAUUUUCUGUCUGCACUGAGGCUGCUCUUUGAGCUACACCAUACGAAGGAGAAGGGUGACAUCGUCAUCUUCCUGGCAUGCGAACAAGACAUCGAUAAAGCCUACCAAAUGAUCAGACAGGAACAGUCCAAUUCAAAUCCUGACCUCGGAGAGCUCAUCCCAGUUCCUUUAUACCCCACAAGAAACGACUUAAUUCCCAAACCAAACCAAGACAAACAGAAAUGCUACCAGAAAUACAGAAGAAAAGUGCUACUUACCACAAGCUCUGGAGGAUCUUUGAUUCGGAUUAAGAACAUAACAUUUGUCAUUGACGUUGGUGUGGAAAGAAGAAAGGUGUACAAUCCCAGAAUCAGAGCAGACUCAGUUACAACACAGCCAAUCAGCAAAGCCCAGGCAGAGAUGCACAAACAAAUUCUGAGCACGUCUCCAUCAGGGAAACUCUUCUGUUUGUAUCCUGAAGAAUUUACGUACAAAGAAAUGAAACCAGAUUUCCCAGCCAAAAUACAGGAAUCCAACCUAACCAGCAUGGUGCUCUUCCUGAAGAGGAUGGAUAUAGCUGGCUUCAGACACUGUGAAUUCCUAAGCAGGCCAGCUCCUGAAAGCCUGAUGCAAGCUUUGGAGGACCUCGAUUACCUAGCAGCCCUGGAUAACGACGGAAACCUCUCUGAAUUUGGAAUCAUUAUGUCAGAAUUUCCCCUGGAUCCACAGCUGUCAAAAUCAAUUCUGGCUUCUUGUGAAUUUGAGUGUGUUGAUGAAAUGCUCACCAUUGCAGCCAUGGUAACAGCUCCCAAUUGCUUCCUGCACACACCUUCUGGGACAGAGGAGAUUGCUCUUACUUGCUGGAGAAAAUUCUCACACCCUGCGGGAGAUCACUUCACUCUCAUCAAUGUCUUCAAUGCCUUCAGGGAAGCCAGCACAAACUCUGCAGGCCAGUGCUGCAGUAAUGAAAAAUGGUGCCGUAAUUAUUUUCUAAGCUGUUCUGCACUGAGGAUGGCAGAAAUGAUCAGAGCUGAACUAGUAGAGAUUAUGAAGCGCAUUGAACUUCCCAUUUCAGCACCAGACUUUGGAUCACCAGAAAAUACACUGAGCAUUAAGAAAGCUCUCUUAUCUGGCUACUUUAUGCAAAUUGCUCGUGAUGUAGAUGGUUCAGGUAACUACUUAAUGCUAACGCACAGACAAGUAGCCAAGCUUCAUCCUUUUUCAUCAUAUUAUAACACCAGGAGGAGUCCUGAGUGGGUUUUGUUCCACGAGUUCAGCAUCUCAGAAGACAAUUCCAUCAGAGUGGUCUCUGAAAUAUCACCCCAUCUGUUCGUAGAGUUGGCACCUCAGUAUUACUUUAGCAAUCUUCCUCCUAGUGAAAGUAAGGAUAUUCUGCAGGAAGUGAUCGAUCAGCUGUCACCCGUUUCAACCACCAAGGAGAAACAGAAAGCUAACAGUGACAACAAAGAAAAUGAAAAAUACCCCCAAGCUCCCACUGAGCAGAGAUGUAUUAUCCAGUGAUUUUAGAUUGAAAUAUCAUACAUUCAAUAAAUAUGAAUAGAAACACUACAUGCUGUAUGCACUCCCACCUUAACUCAGGUAAUUAUUUUGAACUUCCAG